GGUCCAGUAGCAUCAAGAGCCAUGGAGAAGCUGCUAUGGUACUCACUGGUCAUGGUCAUCUUCUCUCAGACUUUUGCCCAGAAAGACAUGUCUAAGACGGCCUUCGUAUUUCCUAAAGAGUCAGCCAAUUCCUAUGUAUCCCUGGAAGCACAGUCGAAGACGACAUUGAAAGCCUUUACUGUGUGUCUCCAUAUCUACACGGAACUGAGCACAUCCCGCAGCUUCAGUAUUUUCUCUUACGCUACCAAGAACAACCCUAAUGAUAUACUCAUAUUUUGGUCUAAGGAUAGAGGGUAUACUUUUGGAGUGGGUGGGCCUGAAGUACUAUUCAAGGCUUCUGAAAUUCCUGAAGCUCCAACACACAUCUGUGCCAGCUGGGAGUCUGCUACAGGCAUUGUAGAGUUUUGGGUUGAUGGGAAACCCAGGGUGCGGAAAAUUCUGCAAAAGGGCUACACUGUGGGGACAGAUGCAAGCAUCAUCCUGGGGCAAGAGCAGGAUUCAUAUGGUGGUGGCUUUGAUGAAAAACAGUCUUUGGUGGGAGACAUUGGAGAUGUGAACAUGUGGGACAUUGUGCUAUCUCCAGAACAGAUCAACACAGUGUAUGUUGGUGGGACACUCAAUCCCAGUGUGUUGAAAUGGCAGGCGCUGAAGUAUAAAGCACAGGGUGAUGUGUUUAUCAAGCCCCAGCUGUGGCCCUGACCUACUGUUGUGAGCACUGAGAUGCCUCCUGGGGUUACAUUCUCUCCCUUGUCUCUUGUCAGAGACCCUUUAACCCCAACAGAUGUUGUAGAUUUUGUAGUUGAAUAUGGUCUUUCACUUCCCUGCAUUGCCUUCCUCAGCACCAGAGCAUGGAAUUGAAGUGUAUGUCUUAGCAGCAUGUGUAUCAUACUAGGAAUCUUUAUCAAAGAGAAUCUGAAUUAUAAUAUAUAUAUAUAUAUAUGUAUGUAUGUAUGUAUGUAUGUAUGUAUGUAUGUAUGUUCCUCUGUGUAGCCCUGACUCUCCUGGAACUCACUCUGUAGACCAGGCUGGCCUCACAGAGAGCCACCUGCCUCUGCCUCCUGAGUGCUGGGAUUAAAAGCCUGAGCCACCAC
Molecule: messenger RNA, 1091 nt
Organism: Phodopus roborovskii (desert hamster)
Lineage: Eukaryota; Metazoa; Chordata; Mammalia; Rodentia; Cricetidae
Product: C-reactive protein
Exons: 2
Coding region: 22-699 (225 amino acids)
Biological process (GO): innate immune response
Molecular function (GO): low-density lipoprotein particle binding; complement component C1q complex binding
Source: RefSeq, a predicted model, not a curated record